AUGCAAGAGGAGGCUUGUUUGCGACCUCUGAGAGGUCAACGACGGUUGCGAUUUGGAUUCCAGAAUCUAGGUCGUGACAAGAUGCUCCUGGGUGACCCAAAUGAUCAUGCCCGAGGGAUGGUGCCAAAGCGGCAAAAGCAGAUGAAGAAAAAUGGAGAUGGGGAAGACUAUUCAAGGCAUUGCUCUUGUGCUUGUUCAACGCGAAUUACAAAAAAUUUCUUGUCAUCUUCACCUGAGAAACUACUCCCAACAGUAAAAGAAACUCUUGUUGUAUGUCCUGUAAUUGCAGCAAUGCAAUGGUUUCGUGAGAUUGAACGCUGCACCACUAGAGGAAGCAAUAAUAUUUUGUUUAUCAUGGUGCCGGAAUGGAGAAAUGCACAUUAUAUCCAAUCUGUAGACAGCAACGCCACAAAAGCGGUUCUUGAUUUAGAAUCUACAUAUAAUGAGAUUUGGUAUGCUCUUAAAGCUAUCCAUUUAGCAAAAGAGGCAAGUUCAAAGAAAUUUCUUGUUUCAAAUUAUAUGGAGUUCAAAAUGGUUGAUGACAAGUUAAUCAUUGAACAUGUGCAAGAAUUUCAACUUAUAUCUAAUAAAAUUGCUAUAUCUAGAAUUUCUCAAGAUGAAAACUUUCAUGUUGGUGCUAUUGUCUCAAAACUUCUUCCAUCUUGGAAAGAGUGCAGAAGCAAACUCUUACACAAGAAGGAAGAUUUGACUCUUGAACAAUUAUUGCAGCACUUGCAAAUUGAACAAGAGACGAUACUGUGA
Molecule: messenger RNA, 762 nt
Organism: Solanum lycopersicum (tomato)
Lineage: Eukaryota; Viridiplantae; Streptophyta; Magnoliopsida; Solanales; Solanaceae
Source: RefSeq, a predicted model, not a curated record